Molecule: messenger RNA, 315 nt
Organism: Lithohypha guttulata
Lineage: Eukaryota; Fungi; Ascomycota; Eurotiomycetes; Chaetothyriales; Trichomeriaceae
Exons: 1
Coding region: 1-315 (104 amino acids)
Source: RefSeq, a predicted model, not a curated record
AUGGAGAACGGCGAGUUGAGCAUCGCCGCCGCGCGCGAAGCUCAUCUUCUUCUGCUGAAUCACGCUCACCAUCUCCCAGGCCACACCAACCAAGACGCCGUCAACGAUCUUCCAGCCGAAGUCCAUCUCCACGACCCAACCGAAAACAUACACGAAAGUCGCCUGACUCAGAAUCAAGCGAUGAUUCAAGAACCAGAAGGCGAGGAAAUCGUCAUAAGCCGAGGCGAUCACCAACAUCCUCGCCCGAUCAAACAAGAAACAACAGACGUGCUGACGUUGUCAGGCCAAGACCUCGACGAGCCGAUCCGCGCUUGA